Molecule: messenger RNA, 2523 nt
Organism: Giardia duodenalis
Lineage: Eukaryota; Fornicata; Diplomonadida; Hexamitidae
Product: Radial spokehead-like protein
Exons: 1
Coding region: 1-2523 (840 amino acids)
Biological process (GO): cilium assembly; cilium movement involved in cell motility; axoneme assembly
Cellular component (GO): axoneme; radial spoke
Source: RefSeq, a predicted model, not a curated record
AUGGAGAAGGGCAUCAGCUAUUUGAAGCGGAAGAACAAGUACAACGUUUCCGCCUACGAUCAGAUAGGAAGCUUCUUGCUCAAGCUCUUUUUGGAAAGGCCGCCACAGGAGCGCACUUAUCGUGAAUUUGAAGCAGAGGCGUCUGAACUGGCUGUAAGCAAGCAGCAAUCCAACCAGGUUAGGACAGUCCAGCAGGAUGAGCGCCUUCUGUCCCAAUUUCUUUACUCGUUUUAUAAAACUUUUGAAGCGUCGGGCACUGGAGAAGAGGAAGAGCCAGAACCUGAGCCCGAGCCUGAGGACCCUGCAGAGUACCCUGACAUUCCUGACCUAGUAUCUCUUUCUACCAGACUCCAGGUGGUAGGCAUUCCUUUCUCUUCUCACGAUGCCGCUGAACUCCAGUUAGCUAUGCGUCGUCUGGCCACCUCAGAGGGGCGUGACGGCGAUAAGCUUUCUCUCUUUGGAAAGAUAGGCUGCUAUUGGGUCUUCCGUGCGGAAACAGAUGCGUACAUCGAGCCCGAAGAGGAGGUUCCAGAAGAAUUUGAGGUGCCCGAAGAGGAGCAGGUGGAAGAAGAACCUCUUGAAGAUGUUCCUGAAGAAGAGCUUAAUGACGGAGAAGAAAAGGGAGAAGGAGAAGACGCUGAAGAGGCUGAAGAAAAGGCAGAAGAGGAUGGCGACCAAGAGGCUCAUGAAGAUGACGCUGAAGGCGAUGACCUUGGUGAGGAUAACCAUCAGGCCGGUGAGGAUAACGAAGAAGACAAAGGAGAGGCCGAAGAAGCCGAGGAAGAACUUCAUUCAGACCAGUCUAUCGAGGAGGAGUUUAAUGUACCAACAAAAAUAGCAAAAAAGGUGCCUGUAUACUGUGGAAAGCCAUUUCCUCUCAGUCACAUAAAUAGACUACCAAUGGAGGAGCACGAGGGGGUUAAUAAGGAUGUGUUUUUUGUUGCAACAGAUUUCGAACUUUCUCAAUUUGCAGCACAGAUUGCUCUCGAGCUCAUGGAGGAGGAACGCAUGAAGCAGUACCGCAAGGAGAACCGCCUUCAACAGCGCCCAACCUUUGUAGAUAAGCUUUUGCAUAACCUUUACAAGAAGCCUCUUUCCUUUGUUCCAUUACCUGAAGUAACUCCUGAACAAGUGCGUGUUGCUAGUCUUCUUCCGGCAUCUAGCCUUAUGUUCACAGGAAACCUCCAGCGAACUGUUAAUACAAGCCUGCCCAGAUUUGACGGCAAGGAGAGUCAUCUUCUUCGUUGUGUCAUUGCAAGGAUUCAGCAUGAGUGUACUAUUGUGCCGAAUAAAAUGUACGUGGCUGAGGUUGAGGAGCCAGAACCGGAGGAGACUAUUCUUACUGAAAUCGAGAAGCAGGCUCGUGCAAUAGAACUGCGAAAAGAACGAAAGCUCUUGGAACUCACGCGGACUCUAAAGGUUCAUGAGAUACUUUAUCAUUUUCCUUCCCUCAGCAAGCGAAGCGAAGACGAAGAGCCGGAGAACUGCGAUGCUAUAUAUGCAGAGCUCGCGGAGGACUUUACUGGCUUUAAUAACAUAAGACUCUUGCUAUCUCCAACAGAAUGGCGUUACUUACUGCCCCGAAUCACCGGCCAAGGCCGUGUACAUCCUCUUAGCUACGAAGACUAUGAAGCAAUAGAUGACCCAGAGCCUUGGGAGGUUGAUGUGGCGUUGACGCUUAAGCAGAAGCGCAAGGAGGAACGCGAACGUAUUAAGCAGGAAAAGAAGGAAGCGAAAGAGCGUGAGCUGGAGGAGCUCCGUGAAAAGCUAGGAGAAAAAAGAUUUGCUAAGUACAUGGCAAAGCGGGAGGAGGAAGGAGAAGAUCAGGGGGAAGAAGAGGAAGAUCCGUCAGACCCCGAUGACCUACAUAUAGAGCCCGAUGAUUACGAGGUGGAGGAGCUGGAGAAACCCGAUCCAGAGGAGGGAAGCUACGACGACUGGUGCAAGUAUCACAUGUACAGGUUGUGGACCAAGCUCCGCAUCUUCCACAGACCGAUAUGCCCGUGGGAUCUCCCUCUACUAGAUAACAAAACAAAUAUACCCCUGCCUCAGCUCUUUCAGCCCCUGGAUGCCGAGGACAGAACCCGUGUUAACUUUAAGGCUCCACAGAAGUGCAGGUACCAUAUCGAUGAGAAGGAUCUGCAGAACUCCAUGGCCGUUUCUAACACAGUUAUGUCCAAGUGGCAAUUUUCUUGUCACCAAGAUCCAUUGAAUGGCGACGCAUUCUUGACUGUGUACUGCACCAACUGGCCCGGCUCGGUCAAUCUUCUUUACGGGGCUCGUGGAAAGCGGCACUCUUUGCUGUAUUUCGGAGACGGGGUCUCGUUGUCGAAUGUAGAGAGCAACAUCAACCUGCCGGACAUGUGCAUGGUGCCAUUCGACGUGGUUGAGGAGGACGAGCUACCUGUUGCAGAGCAAAGGCAAAUGUAUGAAGCAGAGCAGGAGAAGAAGAGAUUGAAAAGAGAGCGCGAAGAGGCUGAGAGAUUAGCAGCAGAGGAGGGCGAAGAAAACGAAGAAGCGUGA